AUGACGGUACCUCUGAAACCAUUUAGUCAUGCGGUAGGAGGACACAGUGCUAUUUACAAAUUCACCAGAAGGGCGGUAUGUAAGCCCCUGGUUUCCCGGGAAAAUCUCUUCUACGAAGAAGUGGAACGUCUCGCCCCUGCCCUGCUUGCGUUCAUCCCUCGAUACCUUGGCGUCAUGAUGGUCAAUUAUCAAUUAUUCAUCUUUAUGGAAGAUUUGACGGGAAGGUUGAAACAUCCUUGUGUGUUGGAUCUCAAGAUGGGGACGAGACAAUAUGGAUGUGAUGCUACUCCUUUGAAGAAGAAAAGUCAGAGGAAGAAAUGUGAUUUGACCACUAGUAGGACUUUGGGAGUGAGGAUGUGUGGGAUGCAGGUAUGGCACCCAUCCACACAAUCCUUCUCAUCCAAAGACAAGUAUCGCGGCCGUGAGCUAAAAACCGCCGACUUUGCCCGUGUACUCCGAUACUUUUUACAUGACGGCAUCAAGCUUCUCAUCGAUCACAUCCCCUUGCUAGUUCGAAAGUUACACCGACUGGCCUCCAUCGUCCUCGGUCUCGACGGUUUUAGGUUUUACGGAUGUUCUUUGUUGUUGAUAUACGAUGGUGAUGAA
Molecule: messenger RNA, 606 nt
Organism: Tremella mesenterica DSM 1558
Lineage: Eukaryota; Fungi; Basidiomycota; Tremellomycetes; Tremellales; Tremellaceae
Exons: 4
Biological process (GO): phosphatidylinositol phosphate biosynthetic process; inositol phosphate biosynthetic process
Cellular component (GO): cytoplasm; nucleus
Molecular function (GO): inositol hexakisphosphate kinase activity
Source: RefSeq, a predicted model, not a curated record